AUGUCUGACUCGAAGUAUUUCACGACAACUAAGAAGGGAGAGAUCAAAGAGCUGAAGAAGGAGCUCGACAAUCCCAAGGAGAAUGUGAAGAAGGAGGCCGUGAAGAAGGUCAUCGCUGCCAUGACGGUGGGCAAGGAUGUAUCUGAGCUGUUCCCUGACGUUGUGAAGUGCAUCCGCACCUCCAACUUGGAGCUGAAGAAGCUCGUGUAUCUCUACAUUAUGAACUACGCCAAGACACAGCCCGAGACUGCCAUCCUUUCCGUCAACGCCUUCGUCCACGAUGCGCAACACCCCAACCCUCUUGUGCGCGCCCUCGCCGUGCGAACGAUGGGUUGCAUCCGCGUGGACAAGAUCACAGAAUACCUUUGCCAGCCUCUGCGCGAGUGCCUCAAGGAUGCCGAUCCCUAUGUGAGAAAGACCGCCGCGGUGUGCGUCGCGAAGGUGUGGGACAUCAACCCCGAGCUGGUCGAGACCCAGGGCUUCCUGGACAUGCUGCGCGACCUCCUCUCCGACUCCAACCCCAUGGCCUUGCUCAGUUCUAAUCGACCAACCGAUCGAUCGCGCAUCGCCGACAAACAAACAAAGGUCGUGGCCAACGCUGUGGCUGCUCUCUCGGAGAUCGACGAGACGGCCAAGGAGGACGUCUUCAGCCUCAACACAGAGAACCUCAAGAUGCUCCUCGCCGCGCUCAACGAGUGCACAGAGUGGGGUCAAGUGUUCAUCCUCCACGCCCUGUCCAAGUACACACCCGACGACUCUCGCGAGGCGGAGGCCAUCGCGGAAAGAGUGACCCCUCGCCUGGCCCACGCCAACUCGGCGGUCGUCCUCUCCACCAUCAGGGUACUGAUGAGGCUUCUCGAGCACAUCAACAGCGGCGAGUUUGUGAAGAACAUGUGCAAGAAGAUGACGCCCCCGCUCGUCACGCUGCUGCAGAAGGAGCCGGAGAUCCAGUACGUGGCUCUGCGCAACAUCAACCUCAUCAUCCAGAAGAGGCCGCAGGUGCUCCAGAACGAGAUGAAGGUGUUCUUCUGCAAGUACAACGAUCCCAUCUACGUCAAGAUGGAGAAGCUGGAGAUCAUGAUCAUGCUCGUCAACGAGCGCACCAUCGAGCAGGUGCUCAUGGAGCUGAAGGAGUACGCCACCGAGGUCGACGUGGAGUUUGUGCGCAAGGCCGUGCGCGCCAUCGGUCGGUGCGCGAUCAAGCUCGACCGCGCGGCCGAGAAGUGCAUCAAGGUCCUGCUCGAGCUCAUCCAGACCAAGGUCAACUACGUGGUCCAGGAGGCCAUCAUCGUCAUCAAGGACAUCUUCCGCAAGUACCCCAACCGGUACGAGUCCAUCAUCUCCACCCUGUGCGAGAACCUCGACACCCUCGACGACCCCGAGGCCAAGGCCUCCAUGAUUUGGAUCAUCGGCGAAUACGCUGAGCGUAUCGAGAACGCGGACGACCUGCUGGAGACCUUCCUCGAGAACUUCCAGGACGAGAACUCGACCGUGCAGCUCCAGUUGCUCACCUCCUGCGUCAAGCUGUUCCUCAAGAAGCCCAAGACCACUCAGAACAUCGUCCAGCACGCGCUCGAGCUGGCGACCAAGGAGAGCGAGAACCCCGAUCUCCGCGACAGGGGCUACGUCUACUGGCGCCUCCUUUCCACCGACCCCGAGGCCGCUAAGCAAGUGGUGUUGGGCGAGAAGCCGCUCAUUUCCGAGGACACGUCGCCUCUCGACGCGUCGCUCCUCGAUGAGCUGAUCGGCAACAUGGCCACCCUCGCCUCGGUCUACCACAAGCCCCCGCAGGCCUUCGUGUCCAAGCUCAAGAAGAAGGUCAAGGUCUUUGACCCCAGCAAUGCGGAGAUGAAGACCAGCCGAAGGAUCACCGGCGAAUCCGACGGCGACGAGGACCAAGAGGCGAGGGGAGGCGAGGGCUCGCUCAUCGAGCUCGACUCCAGCCCGGCCGCUUCGUCCAACGACCCCUUCGGCUUCCUGUCCUCCCCCGGCCCUGCUCCCACCCAGCCCGCCGUGGAGAAGAAGGUGCUGCUGUCGGCAGAGAAGGGCAGGGGGCUCGAGGUGCGCGGCGCCUUUGUGCGUCGCGGCGGUUCCGGCCCGGUGCUCGCGCUCACCCUGGCCAACUACUCCAACGCCCCCAUGGACGGGUUCAUGGUCCAGUUCAACAAGAACUUCUACCGACUCAAGCCGGCCAAGACGCUGCUGGACAUCACCGCCGUCGGGCCGGGCCAGACCAGCGACGUGCUCGUGCCGCUGAGCGCUGACGGCGACGAGGGACCCGUGUCGCCGGCCAUCCACGUGGCGGUGAAGAACAACGUGGACGUGUUCUACUUCCUGGCCGAGUGCCCGCUCAACGUGUUCUUCUCGCCCGACGGCGCGCUCGAGAAGUCGGCCUACCUGGCGGCGUGGAAGGACAUCCCCAACGAGAGCGAGCGAGUCCAGCAGCUGGGGCCGCUGGUGACCGCCGACUCGAACGCCCUCACGGACCUCUUGCAGCGCCACAACAUUUUCCUCAUCGCCAAGCGACGCGUCAACGACAACGAGGUCCCUCUCUUCCCUCCUCCUUUGCCCUGA
Molecule: messenger RNA, 2574 nt
Organism: Acanthamoeba castellanii str. Neff
Lineage: Eukaryota; Discosea; Longamoebia; Acanthamoebidae
Product: adaptorrelated protein complex 1, beta 1 subunit, isoform 2, putative
Exons: 17
Coding region: 1-2574 (857 amino acids)
Biological process (GO): intracellular protein transport; vesicle-mediated transport
Cellular component (GO): membrane coat; clathrin adaptor complex
Source: RefSeq, a predicted model, not a curated record